Messenger RNA from Thrips palmi, 3200 nucleotides. RefSeq lists its product as uncharacterized. NCBI's taxonomy places the organism in Eukaryota, Metazoa, Arthropoda, Insecta, Thysanoptera, Thripidae. The transcript is spliced from 8 exons. The coding region runs from base 1212 to 3200 and encodes 662 amino acids. The record is from RefSeq and is a predicted model, not a curated record.
CUCAUGAUCGUUACCUGCUCCUGUUCUGCCAUGCUGAAGCAAGCCAAUAUUUGUGGUGUUCAGCACUGCUAUGCUCACUAAUGUUCUCCUUUCCUCCAACUGUCAUAGUGACUGCAGAUCGUCUCAGAAUUAUCUCCUGAAUUUCUCUGUUGGUACUGACGUUUCCUUUCAAUGACUGAAAUUGAAAAUAAAUGAUUUAAUCAAUGUUAUGUAGGCUCACUCACAGGUUUGCCAAGAAAAACGAAACAUCAAAAAGUAUCUGAGGGACUUGGGCUCGAGAAAGGUACAAAAAGCCACACGAAAAUAAAUGUUUGGCAUCAAUAGGCAAUCAGGUGUUUGGUAGCCGAAGUCCGACUAGAGGUUAGGCCUCAGGCAAGGGGUAGUACAAUACGAAAUGUAGUCAAACGAUAGAAAUAAGAUCCGCGCAAGAAGGAAGUGGAAAAUACUAUCUUGAACACGCACUUCACCCAAUUAAUUGGUUGAAGUGAUAUUAUAACGUACCAUAACCUUCCUGUUCGUUUUGUUUACAACCACUUGAAGAAGGACACAGCAGUACAUAGCACAAUACUGAUGCAAAAGUAACGCUACUUUUCGAUUCAAUGCGAAACCACAAAUAUUUUAAAUGCCAACUCUCGGUUAAAUUUUCCUCACUAGAAAACAUUUUGCACAAGUGAUUAGACUAGGGUCAUUCUCGUCAUUCUGUCAUGGAGAGAUCAUGGGGACAUAUGGUAAUUUGGUAUCCCCUCCAGAAGGCCAAAGUGACACGCACGAAAACGGCGUUAUUUCAACAGUGGUUAGUACUCUUUUUAAAUUCGUCAGCCCUUAAAAUUUCAUCUUAAAAAAAAGGAACAAAAAAUUGCCUGAAGUAAAUUGAGAAUACUCACUUGAGUCUACUAAAAUUUAGUUCGAACGAAGUAUGAGCAGUUGGUACUGCUUACUCAAUGGCGCGGAAUUCGAAUUCAAAGCUUCUUGAAGGUUUUUUUUGCAGGCAAUUUUGCCCGACAAAUGAAAUGCAAAUCAAGCGGAAUCACGUUUUCACGGUCUAAUGAUAAUGAGAGAUCGGCUGAGCAAACUUUUUAAAAAUCUUACAUUUGGACUAUGCCUGAGGCCGAAGGCAGAUCCCACCAAGUUUAACAUUUCCCCUACCCCUGAGGCAUACGCCAACCAAUACAAACAUAAACAAAAACAAACACUGUUGCUUCGCACUGGCGAUGGCGGGCCUCAUGCCAACGCCUGCUUCUCGAAGCAAUUCCACAAAUUUUGUCGACGAAAAUGGCUAUGUCUACUCAAAGAGGGCGGAACAUGGCACAACGCGAUACAUGUAUUGCAAGACUGUUGGAUGUUCGGCACAUGGACGAGAUAUUCUAGGGGUUUUCCAGCUGGACGUACCUCACGAGCCCCUAUGCCGGCCCAACCCCGAUCAACUUCUUCUCAAUAGAAUGCGUGAAGAAAUUAGACAGCUGGCGCGACAAUCCGGCCGCGUCGAAGAGUCCUUCCGCACAGUGGAGAGAAACCCUGAGUACAGAACUGUAAGACAUCUCAUUACUUUAGACAGCUUCAACUCAUCGAUACGUCGAGCUGCGAGUUUGAGGCGACCUAAUCCAGUACACUCAGUGGAGGCGUUCGUGCAGGCUCUACAAGGCAACGAGCAUUACCGCACAAAUACUGAUGGUGAAGAGUUUUACCUUAGAGCCAUCACAGUUGACGACCGGAUCCAUGUGGUGUUUGGGAGUGUUGCCACAUUGAGGGCCUUGGCAGAUGGGAGAGACGUCGAGCUCCAUGUUGACGCAGCUGUAAAGACCGUGCCGGCCCUCUUCCAGCAGUUGUUUGCGGUCCAGGUCGUGAAUGGGGAUCACGUGUUUGGAAUUUUGUAUGUCCUCAUGACGCGGCGGAGAGAGCCAGAUUACCAGGCCAUAUUGGAAUACCUUCGCGACUCGUUCCCCAUGAACGUCGUGAGCGUAAUGGCUGAUUUUGAGAGGGCGCUUCGAAAUGCUGUUGGUACAGUGUUGCCUCAAGCAAGGCUCAAUGGCUGCUGGACCCAUUACUGCAGACGGGUCGACAAGCGCUGCCUCAGGGGGUCGUUGCCAGCCGUGUCGGCCACGGAGGACGGACACCGCCUCAUCAGGAUGGUAAAGGCACUGCCUCUCCUCCCGGCAGACCUCAUUUUGAGGGGAUAUUUAGAGGUACUGCUGCCGUAUUCUCGGCGUGUAGGCCAGAACGCCAGGGAAGCAAGGGACUUGCGCACCUUCAUGAGGGCAUAUGUUCGGGGUUUCUGGUUAACUCGGGUUGGCACCGAUCAACUGUCUGUGGCUGGCCUCCGAAGAAGGACCAACAAUGAUUCAGAAUCAUGGAAUUCUUACUUGCUUCGAGUAUCUGCCACAACACAGGACAAUACAUGGAAUUACACAGAAACACUACAGAAUAUUGAGAGCAGGGACAGAAAUGACUUUGCUAGGUGGGACAAUGAUGCUGUCCCGCCUAGGAGACCAAGAGGAAACGCCAUGAAGGAAAGGGACGCCCGCAUCAAAAAAGCCUUAGAAAAUCUGGUGGGGCGAGAUGGGCGCAAUGUCCCAACUACAGCCCAACUGGACACCUUCCUGAGGUCAAUGGCUUAUGUUACCUACGACAUAAUUCCCAUGCCCCGUGGUGUUGAGGACCUUGACGACGAGGAGGGCCUCGAUGUCGAUGAGCCCAUGGACGAUGACGAGGAUGAUGACGACGGUGGCGACGACCCUCCGGAUGCACAACCAGUUGACCGCGCCCGACCCCCGGCCGAAGUUGUCGUCGAAGCUGGGCCUGCCCCUCAACAAGGCGCUGCAGCUCCCGGCCGCGGCCCUGCUCCCCGACCAGCCAUGGAAUUGUCGUCGAAGCUGGGCCUGCCCCUCAACAAGGCGCUGCAGCUCCCGGCCGCGGCCCUGCUCCCCGACCAGCCAUGGAAGUGCAGGAUCGAGCUGCUGCCCCAGUGCACCGCGCUGCACCUGCUGUCCGGCGCCUCGAAGGUGGCGACGGCCCUCCGGAUGCACAACCAGUUGACCGCGCCCGACCCCCGGCCGAAGUUGUCGUCGAAGCUGGGCCUGCCCCUCAACAAGGCGCUGCAGCUCCCGGCCGCGGCCCUGCUCCCCGACCAGCCAUGGAAGUGCAGGAUCGAGCUGCUGUCCCACUGCACCGUGCUGCGCCUGCCGUUCCACUGGACCCGGUAG